CAUUGGGGCUAUAAUGUAAGUGACGUCGUCUUACUCAUGGAUGAGACGACGCUCCCGCGGCGGAUGCCGACACGCAAAAACAUGAUCGACGCCAUGCGCUGGCUCGUCAAGGACGCACAGGCCCAUGAUUCCUUGUUUUUCCACUACUCUGGCCGCGGUGGUCAGAUUCAGGACAAGGAAGGAGUUAGCCCCAACGGACUGAAUGAGGUUAUAUACCCGGUGGACUAUAAGAAAGCUGGAAUGAUUGCAGAUAACGAGCUGCACAAGAUUAUGGUGAAGGAGCUUCCGCCAGGGUGUCGGCUGACUGCUGUAUUUGACUCGUGCCACUCCCGGAGCACCGCCCUUGGUAUGUUUGUUCUUCCGUCUCUCGUGUCGUCUUCACUUUACCCAUGCUUAUCUCACAGACCUUCCAUCAGCAAAUUCCUCUGUAGCUCAGUAUUCUCGUCAAUCGCGCUGCUCGACACAGAGUUAGAUGCCACUCGUAAAACAAAUCCGCAGACGCUUAUGGACAAGGUCUCCUCGGCCGAUGUUAUAUCUUUUGUGGGGUGCCGCGACAAUCAGACAAUCGCGAACACAAAGCGAAGUCAGCGCUCAAAUGAUGUUGUUAAAUCUAUGAGCUGGGCGUUAAUUAAGUCCUUGGUAAAUGAAAAGAGCCAGAGCUAUCAGGCACUUCUGCAGUCUGUUCGAGGACUACUGAAAGAGACCUGCAACCAGAAUGUGCAGUUAUCGAGUUCGCAUCCAAUCGUACGUCCCUUUGCCUUCUCCCUCUUUCGCUUUUACUGUGAUUUUAUAAGCUGUGACUAA
Coniophora puteana RWD-64-598 SS2 is the source of this 804-nucleotide messenger RNA. RefSeq lists its product as uncharacterized. NCBI's taxonomy places the organism in Eukaryota, Fungi, Basidiomycota, Agaricomycetes, Boletales, Coniophoraceae. Gene Ontology annotation, molecular function: cysteine-type endopeptidase activity. The record is from RefSeq and is a predicted model, not a curated record. The annotation marks the transcript as partial. The transcript has 7 exons. Gene Ontology annotation, biological process: proteolysis.